GAGAGAGAGAGAGACUUCAAACAAAGCAAAGGGCAGCUGAGGACACGACUCUCUCUAUCUAUCUCUCACUGAAGUCUUAGCUCAAUCUCAUGGCAGCGACAGCCUCCUCCAUGGUGGCCACCGCCGUGUUUAUCCCACGUGUACCCUCCACUACCACUCGCUGCUCCGCCUUGCCUUGCCUCCCACCUCGUAUCUCUACCUCUUCACCAUCUUGCUUUGCCGUUAAAGCUUCCUCAGACUCCAGGAGGCGUUCCCUUCAGAUCAGAGCAUCAUCUUCGGAAGAGACAUCCACUUCUGCUGACACUAGUGAACUGAUAUCAGACUUGAAGGAGAAGUGGGAUGCAGUUGAAAACAAGUCGACAGUACUUCUGUAUGGAGGUGGAGCAAUUGUUGCUGUGUGGUUGUCUUCGACAGUUGUUGGUGCUGUCAAUUCAGUGCCACUGCUUCCAAAGGUCUUGGAGUUGGUAGGUCUAGGAUACACUGGGUGGUUCGUCUACCGAUACCUACUCUUCAAGUCGAGCAGAAAAGAACUAGCUACUGACAUUGAAUCCUUGAAGAAGAAGAUUGCUGGAACCGAAUAGAUCCCUAUUAUUGGUUGCAAACCUCAAGCAUAUUUAUGUUAGCCAUCAUUUUAUUGUGGUCCUAUAUCUCCACUGUAAGAGGCUUUUGUAUCCUGUAAUGUAAAAUAGGUGGUCUUUUUACGAUUGUUUGUUAGUCCUGUAAUUCCCAUACUUCAACUUUGAAAUAAAAAUUUGACAUUUCUAUGUCAA
Argentina anserina (silverweed cinquefoil) is the source of this 770-nucleotide messenger RNA. RefSeq names its product protein CURVATURE THYLAKOID 1A, chloroplastic. Gene Ontology annotation, cellular component: chloroplast thylakoid membrane; thylakoid. The record is from RefSeq and is a predicted model, not a curated record. Bases 90 to 581 code for a protein of 163 amino acids. The transcript has 5 exons. NCBI's taxonomy places the organism in Eukaryota, Viridiplantae, Streptophyta, Magnoliopsida, Rosales, Rosaceae.